UUAAGUUCUUGGAAAUAGACGAUAUUGUGGUUAAAAAUAAAUAUCCCGCGCGCAAUGCAUUCUGGGAUUGAUUUGGUGAUAACAUUGCUGUCGCUUCUUUAAGAAGAGCCAUUUUGAUCUGAUCAGUAGAAAGUUAUAUAAGGAAAAGAAAAUGUCUCCAAAAAUUAAUGAAAUUAUUGAAAGAUUCUCCCACAAGGGGUUAAAAGAAGAUUCGAAAAGUGAAAUAUUUCGCACGUGGAGCAUCGUCGACCUUAAAAUGUUCCUGAAACUUACCAACAACAGCAAGGGAAUCUCGAAUUUAAAGAAGGAAGCACUGUUAGAGAAAGUGGUUUCAUUUUGGACUGCAGGUGUAGAUUUCACCAAACAGAGUAGCAGCGACUCUGUUGUAAAUCAUAGAAAGGAAAUACUUCAUGGAGAAAAAUAUCCUCCCACUCACCCUGGUAUGGUGCAGGAAAGUUUUAGUAAAUGGACUGUAGCACAGUUACAAGAUUUUUUACAAGAUAGGAAUUAACCGAUCUGGUAGAAAGGAGCAACUUGUUUUGAAUGCAUGUUCCGCUUAUAAUCUCCAAUUUCCUGUAGUUUUUCUGGACCCCCAAGAAGAACAGGCUGAAAUUCUUAAUGAUCGAUCAUCGAAAUUGCAUCUUGAAGGUGGUCUUGUUAAAUUACUAAAUAAUAAUUACUAAAUAUUACAUUAACCGAUGGCUGGAUGAAGGCUCCAUCUUAUUUACCAAAUACAACACAAGGUGACAUAAAAGAAUAUUUAGACAAAAAUGAUGCUGGGAAAGCAAGGGUGGACAGAGUUUACUAGCAUCUAACCAUUUAGACAAUGUUAUGUCGCACAAUAUCAGUAAUAAUAUUCGGUAUUGUUUUGUUUGAGGUAUAUGCUUGCCAGAGCAGAAGUUAAGCAACGAAUAUUACAAUGUUUGGGUUUGCUUGCACAAAGACAAUGCUAAAGUUAUAUGUGGCGAUUGUUCUUAUGUUGCAGGUGUUGGAGGAGUUUGCAAGCAUGUUGGAUGCCUAUUAUGGUACAUUAAACGAGAGGUACGUGAAGAUAGAAACAUGACAUGCACAUCAAAGCCACAGAUGUGGCAUGCACCUACAAAAAGGCAAACAAAACUACAUCAACCGGAUAUGAUUAAUAACAUCGAGAUAAAAAAGCCAAAGAUUGAAAAUAUUUUUACUGUAAACCCAAAAUACGAAAGAUCUUCAUUUGAUCCAAGAGCGCCUCAUCAUCGAGAACCGAUCACAGUGUCACAAGCCGAUUGCAACAUGUUAGCCUCUGCUACUAAUGGUAAUUGUGGCAUUGUACUUUUAAUACGCCAACACGGUGAAGAUGAUGGUAGUCAAGAAACUGAACCAUGUAAUUUUGUCGAAAUUAAAAUAAGCGAACAUAUUGAAUUUCCAAAAACGAUAAAACAACAUGUGGAUGAAAUUGAUUAGUUGAAUGUUGACUUUGACGAAAAAGUGCAAAUUUUGAAAGAAAAUGUUGUGAUGAAUAAAAAUCAAGCUGGAUUGGUUCAAAAUGAAACAUUACUUCAAAGUGAAAGCUCAAAAUGGUUCGAACACCGACUACAUCGCAUCACCGCAUCGGAAUUCAAAAUGGUUUCAUACAAAGUGGAGAACAAUGCAGUUAAAAAUGUAAACAAAGUCAAAACUGCUGUAUUCAACAUUUGCGGCAAUUACAAAUCGUAUACAUCCAAAGCAGCAAAAUGGGGAAUCGAAAAUAAAGAUAAUGCUCGUAAAUUAUAUGUUAAAGAAAUGAAAAAAACACAUAAGAAAUUUAGUGUUAGAUGCACCGGCUUCCAUAUAAGUCUUCAGCACCCUUUUGUUGGUGCCUCCCCAGAUGGAAUUGCUCAUUGUGCAUGUCAUAAAACUGGAUUAUUAGAAAUAAAAUGUCCUUGGACAUAUCGAAACUUGACUGCGAAAGAGUAUGCUGAAAAAAAGGAGAGUUGUUUGCAUGUUGUAAAUGGUCAUGUUGAGUUGAAACGAAAUCAUCAAUACUAUUUUCAGGUACAUUGCCAGAUGGGAGUUACUGGUUAUAGAUAUUGUGAUUUUUUCGUUUGCACAUCUAAAGAAUCGUUUACUGAGAGAAUACCAUUUAAUGCAGCUUUCUGGUACAUUAUUGUUACAAAAGCAAUGAUUUUUUAUGAAAUUGUCAUCAUUCCAGAACUUUUCAACAAAACAUGGAAGAAAGCUCAGCAUGACUUAGAAGUUGCUGAAGAAGUUUUAAAUGAUAUUGUAAACAAAAUUUGCGACGUUUAUGAACAUUGUAAUUUUUUUCCAACUAAUGGUGUGAUACAUAUUUUUAACAUACACAUUUUGAAUCAACCUUUCCCACUAUUUCUGAUAUGAUACGUUUGUUUUGUUGAACUUGCCACCAUUUCGAAAUGACUUUGCGAACUUUUUAUCACCUUUUGUUUUUUUGCAAUUCUGGCACUCCAUAGUUGCUAAUCUUUCGACGAAUCAGGCUGUUUUCUUUUGUUUGAGAAGGAGCGCAAGAAUGUUAUUUGGGGGCGCCGACUCGAUCAAAAUUCUAAAAUCAACUUUGAUGCCCGAAAUCAGUUUGUUUACAUAUGACUUGUUUACAUCAGACAUGCGGAUACUUUAAAGACAAUUAAUUCUGAUAUAUAUCACAACCGAAUCUCGGUAUAGGUUACGGAAAAUAGCAAAGUACGGUUUCUUUGUCACGUGGUGUCAUUCGUGAAGAGUGAGCUAAUGACAUAAAUUUUUAGGAUUUACGUACAGGAUGCUUUGGUUACACUCAAGCGCAAUUAUUGCACACAUAAAAUUUGUGUUACUUAUUACAAAAAUACCACUGGGUUUGUUUACAAAAGAGAACAACCUCGAUGUUGUUUGAUGUUGUUCUUACAGGUAGCUUAGCUACCCUAUAGCUAGAUUUAAGACUAUUCUAGCAUUUAUUACUUAAAACUCAGUAAAAUAAGUCAAGUUGAAUAUUAAACUUUUUGGCCCUAGCUAGCUAGACUAAGUAUGAAAGGACAAGGCUGAGCUUUUUAGCUGGGUUAAAAGUCAAAACUUAAGAGGAAAAUUACAUGACAAAAUUAUAUUACACAUAUUUGAGAACACCUGCAGGAAAAUUCAUUGUUCGUCAAGUUACCCCAUAUGAGUAAUAUGGAGAUUUCUUCAUAAAAACAUCAGAAACUUUUUCAUGUGGAUUACUUUUACAUUAACAAAAAUUAAAAUUUUUAAGAUAAACUUUUGCGAUUUUGUCGUUCAUUAGUUUUCAAAUUUCUCGCUGGAAAUUUUUAAGGUUUAAAACCCAUGUCCCACAGUAACUUUUUCAUCCUUAUCCUAAUGUCAUAUACAUAAGCUCUGCAACAACUUUUGCAGAAAAAAAAACACAUUGUUAUCAAAAUAUUAUAAAUUAAUUUGGUGCCAGCGGUGUGAAAAGCUAUACUAAGUAAAAGUCCUAUUUCUUCAGUAGAAAUUGAAAUAAUGACUUGAAACUUAGUAUUAUAUGUUUUUGGACCAGUUUGAUGAAAUGAACCCAAAAAAUGUUUUUACUACUAUCAUAGUUUCUGAGUUCCUGAAUUUAGUCAUUUUUGGAGACGCCAAUAAACUGUUUUUGACAGCAUAUCAAUUUUGACAAGCCAUGUGUAUAGAAAACAUUCAAAGUGAUUCUCAGGAUUAAAAAUAAUUCAAACAGAUAAAAUGUGUCCCAGGUUUAGGACCAAAUUCUUUAUCCAGCUCAGAAAAAGUGGGAAUGUGCUUCUAAAGCACAGUGCCAAAUACAUAAUCUAAAUUUUAUGCCGUAUAUAUACAACGUGGCUAGAAAGUUAUUUUUUUGUCCACCUGGAUCUGCAACACGUUUACUUGCACUAAUCGCUCAGCCUGGUACCACUCACAAUUAAUUUUUGAAUAUCCACAGGAACUUAUUAUGCAAAAUAAAAAAUUCUAAACAACUGUGUUUGCUUUGCAGAAGUAUCAAUAGGCUUCAUCAUAAGUCCUGUGAAUGUUGGUUUAUGAAAAAUAUACUGAAUCUUUAAUGAAACAAGCGCUCCACUGGAUUUGUAACACAUUACGCUAAGUGUUCUCCGUGUGACACAGUUUACCCUUUAUUAACUCUUAACCUCGACAGAGACUUUAGGUCUUCCCUCUCCAAGCGAAUAUUCCUUCUGGCUAUACUUUCCCAAAUUUUCUUAUUUUAUAAAAGGAACCUGAAAAUCUACAAAAAUUUAUUUAUGAAAAAUAGGUUCCCGUUCGAUAAAAGAAACCUGAACAUUUGCAGAAAUUUAUUAAUGCAAUACAGGUUUCUGUUUGUCGCGACAACAUAUUUAACCAACAUGCAAUGUCUUACAUACCUAACUAGCUAUACACUCAAGUCUUAACUGUUCACUGUUAUGGGAGAUCCAAAUAGCUAGCUAGCUAUCUUUAUUUAAAAUGACAGAAUGCCUUAAAAAAACUUUUGUGCAGCUAGCUACAUAAAAAUAUUAUAUUUAGCUCCUGUACUUUAUCACUUCAUUGUUUAAUAACAAAUGUGCCCCUGGAGUGCUGGCAUGGUACUAGCUAUAGGUAGCUUAAAAUCACAAAAUAAAUAUUAUCCAGAUGUGACCAUCUUUCAUCAUCAGACAUCAGAAAGGAGUUUCUGUUCUUUACUUCUCAUUGUGGGGUACCUCAAAUUCGUGUAAAUCCAAUGAAAAAAAAAUUACUUAAGACUUUCUUAGCUUCCAACAGCGUCUCGUUCACAAGUUUCAGCGCUGGCCAAUAUGAUGGACAACGUCGAGGAACCCUGGGAAUUGUGAAAAAAUGUGGUUCUGCCUUAUGAUUUUCAGAUUUUUGCUGCUGAUAUCAGCAUAUUUUAGCCCUCGAGUGCCACACCUCUGUAUAUAUAGGAGUUAUUUAUCUUUAAUGGGAUAAACUUUCGCGGGAUAAACUUUCUCGAGUUAGAAAAUUCGCGAAAUCUUUAAAUUUCGCGAGGAUAAACUUUCGCGAAUCCAUCAUCAUAGAAAUUUUCGCAGGGAUAAACUUUCGCGAGUGAAUAAAUUUUGAAAAUUUGGAUGGACAAACUUUCGCGAUUUCAAAAUAUUAAAAAAAAUCAAACCCAAAUUUCGGCACAUAUUUUGCCUUGUCAUAUUGGGAAAGAAAAAACAAAAAAAAGGUAUUUCUUCAUGGGAUAAACUUUCGCGAAUAGCAAAUUUAAAAAAUUUCGCGAGGAUUAAGUUUAGCGAAUGGGCGAUUUUACAUUUUACAGUAAUUCUCACAAAUAGGGAACAACAUUGAUCUCAUCAUUUUAAGCUAACAGAAUCUUCAACCAUUAAAAGAAAGACAAAAUAUUGAUUUAUAAUAAUUCGCAUAACAUCAUAAAGGUACAAGUGCAGGUCCUAAAUUCGUUAUUGCUGAACAAAUAACAAAUAUAUUGUCAAGUUGGUCCUUUAAAGUCAAAGGUAAAGCUCCUUGAAUGAUACGAAAAUCUUUGAUUCUUAAACUUUCAACAGAAAAGAAAUCCAAGUUGCCAAUAUCUGUGAUGUAGCCGCCUGUGA
Hydractinia symbiolongicarpus is the source of this 5498-nucleotide messenger RNA. RefSeq lists its product as uncharacterized. The transcript is spliced from 2 exons. Lineage: Eukaryota; Metazoa; Cnidaria; Hydrozoa; Anthoathecata; Hydractiniidae. Bases 1492 to 2352 code for a protein of 286 amino acids. The record is from RefSeq and is a predicted model, not a curated record.